This is a messenger RNA of Torulaspora globosa, 2553 nucleotides long. RefSeq names its product mitofusin (gene FZO1). Gene Ontology annotation, biological process: mitochondrial fusion. The coding region runs from base 1 to 2553 and encodes 850 amino acids. The record is from RefSeq and is a predicted model, not a curated record. The transcript has a single exon. Gene Ontology annotation, cellular component: mitochondrial outer membrane. Lineage: Eukaryota; Fungi; Ascomycota; Saccharomycetes; Saccharomycetales; Saccharomycetaceae. Gene Ontology annotation, molecular function: GTP binding; GTPase activity.
AUGUCACAGAAACAUUUCAAUACUAAUGGCAAUUCGCAUAACGUGAAGGAUUCUCCUGGCAGGCGGAAAGAAGAUGACGAGAAAACGGUAGUGCCUGGCAGAGUUGCUUAUUCCAGAGCUCACGGGUCAUUCAUUGUUGAUGAAGCUUCUCUAUACGAUGAUGAAGACGAUGCUUCAACGGUGGUUUCCGGAAAUGUUCAUUCAUUGAAGGUGCAGGGUUCAACGACGGCAUCGCACAAACGGUCGCUGUCGAAUGAGAAGUUACUCUCCACGCAGUUGAGCCAAAUGAGCUAUAAUAACAACCGAGUAAGCCUGGACAGAGCAAUAUUACAAGUUCAGGAGUUGUUACAAGAGAUCGCUGUCGAAAACGAAGCUCGCCCUAUACAUCUUCCCAAUAGUAAAGUGGACAGCGGAAGGCAACUGCAUGUAUUAAAGCUUGAGAUCAAGAUAGAUGGCAAUUAUUCUGAUCGUAGUGGCAUUCAGUUGGAUAAGGAAGCGUCUGCAAAGUUAUUCAGCUCGCAGAUACGGUUGUCGUUGAAACAUCUGGCCUCUUUGCAAAAAAGAGUGGACGAUGUAUCUUCCAAGGUCUUCAUAACAGGUGAUGUGAAUACCGGGAAGUCGAACUUUUGCAACUCUCUGCUUAGACGGAGGGUAUUACCGGAGGACCAACUACCAUGUACCAACGUUUUUUGCGAAAUACUCGAGGCACGGGACAACAAUAACAUCGAAGAAGUGCAUGCUCUCACCAUUGAGAAGGCGAAGUCAGUAAAAAAUGCCAUCGACACGUAUAACAUACGAGACAAAUCUACCUAUGAAAUACAUCCAUUGACAGAUAUGCCGGAUCUCGUGCAGAGAAGUGACAAGUACGUUCUGUUAAAGGUUUAUAUUAAAGACGACAAACGUCCUCCAGAAACAAGCCUGCUAAGGAACGGGACAGUCGAUAUUUCACUGAUAGACUCGCCAGGGUUAAACAUGGAUUCUGUACAAACCGCGGAGGUCAUGUCAAGACAAGAGGAAAUCGAUUUAGUCAUAUUUGUUGUCAAUGCUGAAAACCAGUUGACCUUGUCAGCUAAAGAUUUUAUUGCUUUGGCUUCACGAGAGAAGAAAUUUAUGUUCUUUGUCGUUAAGAAAUUUGAUAGAAUCAGGGAUAAGCAGCGCUGCAAAGAUUUAGUCUUGAAACAAAUAAGGGAGCUGUCGCCCGAGACACACAAGAGUUCGUCUCAAUUCAUUCACUUUUUGAGCAAUAAUAGUGGCGCUGAUCCUUUCGGGGAUCCCCCGAGCGAUUCUGACGACGAAUAUGAGGGGAACCCAGAUUUCGAUCACUUGGAAAACUCUUUAAGAAAUUUCGUUUUGAAGAAGCGGUCCACAUCCAAGUUGCUUCCAGCUAAAACCUACUUGUGCAAACUUCUAAGCGACGUAGGAGAAAUCUCGCGCUUCAAUAUGGAAAUUUACCAGAAAGAAGACGAAAAGCUGAACGAAGAGCUAAAUGAGUUGAAGCCAGAGGUAGACAAAGUCAAAGCUCAUUGUAACGAACUAUCGGAGACAGUCGAUAAAAUGUGUGAAGAGACAGUUUCCGCGACAUACGAAUUCGCGAAAUCCAAGAUCCAAAGCUCUCUGGAGAUUCCAUUGAACGAGUUCCCCAGAUAUCAAGGCCUUUCUCAAAUACACAAUUUCAUCUUUACAACAGAGCAGUUCAUCAAGGAUCAAGUGACGGAUGCAAUUGCUGCUAGCGAAACUUCCGCAAAAGGCGUCACCGAAAGUAGCGUCAAUGAGAUAAAUAAGCUCGGCAGGGAAAGUCUUGGAGAAAACUUCAUGCAUAACCGCGUUUUCCGAAGCAAUCUGAUGUUCACCAACAGACGACACCACUUUGUGAAGAAACUUUCCGUUCCACUCUCGAUUAAGGAUUUCUUUGCCCCCUCGUGGACCGGCUUUAUUGAUUACCUAAGCUGGGGUCUCAUAUCUCCCUCAAUGGCUGAUUCACGUUACUCCGAAACAGAGACCAACAGCUCGAACAGUGUGACAGCCGUCCUCGGUCUCGGUAACUACUCCAUUGCCCAAUACUGGACAAAGCCGUCCUUAAUUUUCACGUCAAAGGUGCCGACGCUCGCUGUAUACUCGUUCGGCAGUGUCAAGAUCCUGAGAAAUGUUGUGCUGCAGGGAUUCCAGUUCUUCUCCUGGAAUACCAUCAGACGUGUCUCAGGCUCUCUACUAGUGUUAGGCGGUCUACUAUGUGCAGCUUACUUGAUUCACGACCUUCCUCGCGCAUUGCCCCAGAGUCUCUCUGCAAAAUACAAGACCACGUUGCAACAGAAGGAAUACGCACACGCUAAUGCCGACCGAAUCGCAAGAGAGGUCCGUGAGGUGAUGAAGAUCCCGAUUCGAGAGAUUGUCAAAUCCUGCGAGCUCGCCAUCGACAAGAAGCAGGCCGUCAAGAAAGACCUCGAGAAGAAACUGGCAAACAAUGCCCUUUCUACAAAGUUCUUUGCCCAGCUGCUGGAGCGUGCAAGCACUCAGCGCCAAGUGGUCGAGCGCAUCAACCUCGAAGUCGAUUGA